Molecule: messenger RNA, 2755 nt
Organism: Ilyonectria robusta
Lineage: Eukaryota; Fungi; Ascomycota; Sordariomycetes; Hypocreales; Nectriaceae
Exons: 6
Coding region: 385-2382 (665 amino acids)
Molecular function (GO): Hsp90 protein binding
Source: RefSeq, a predicted model, not a curated record
AUAAACUCGCCUGAAAACAGGUGUUUGCUUGGGUGAGCCACACCCCUCCUUUCCUGGCUUUCUUCACCUCCAACCUCCAACCUCACUUCCAUCACCAUUAUCGUCGCCAAUCGAGAUCCAGCUAUCCACCGGUGGCAUAUGGCCAUCAGCAGUUUGCGAGAACCUAAUGAGCCGGAAUUAGGACGACGACCGGCACGUUUCUGGCCGUCCUUUUGGGUAUCAAAUCGAGCACACACGCCUUAGAGCUGCUGUGCAUGCAGCCGACGCGAUCAAGCACUUUUAGUGGCGGGCCCCCAAAUUAUGAUCCCUGCCUUCUCACUUCAACAAGGCUGAGAAUAAACCCGACUUUUGAGCCUCUUCAACCUUUCAACCACUCUUGGAACCAUGUCUUCGCAGACCCCCAAGUCUGCCGAGUCUGCCAUCCAGGAAGCUCGCCGGCACUAUGCGGAAAAGCGCUUCAAGCCUGCCCUUGAGCAUUUCACCAGGGCCAUGAAACUCUGCCCCUGUGCUCGUGGCAUGAAGCGGGAACGAUGCACCUGCAAGAACUUCGAGAAGGUUGCACUCGAAGGCGGCUCUAUCUUCAACGAGGCAAUGUACACUUGCCAAUGUUCGGUGGGCAAGACUUUCAACAAGUGCGAAAACCUAUUGCAUAUCCAGGCCUUGGACUACCGUGCAGCAACGUUUGAGGCGCUUCAGGAACUUGCCCGUGCUCAGAGGGACGCCGAAUGGAUUCUGGAGCUGGCUCCCCGACUGCUCGAGGGAUAUCUCCGCCUUGGAAAAGUUGCUCGACUCCAGAAGAAAUACGAGUUUGCGUGGAAUGUUUACAAUGCCGGCAUCGAAGUCGGCAAACACCACGGGCUAGUCGCGAACCCCAAGAUGCAGACCCUCUACACCUUGAGGCAACCUCUGCAUCGCCGAUUCUCUCGUCGAGAUCCUCUUAAAAAUCCCCAGGAAAUUGUUCAGCGCAUCUUCCACUUCGUUGACUUUUCCAGUCUCGUACGAUGUCUCCGUGUUUCUAAGGCCUGGAGACAAUAUCUCAGCGGCCGUGGGAACGGGCGCCUGUGGCGGUCGUUGGAGUUCACGAAGCCAUUUCCGCAUCGAUUCGCUCCGAGUACUGCUACCAUAAAAAAGCUGCUGUCGUAUUCCGGCAACGACGCUCGGGAACUAGUCAUUAGCAGUACGAUGCGAUUUCGGCUCAACCAACCGAAAUUCCUUGCCAUAUUGCAAGGCUCCUGGAAUCUAGAGCGGCUGAGUCUGAGUGGUGUCGCCGACGAGGAAAUCGAGAUUCCUCAACGGCCUGGCGUUCUCGGUAAGCUCACUCACGUCUACCUCGAGGAGUUCGUUUCUGCAAGGCCCAAGUUAUUAGGGCCUUUAAUGAGCAAGUCUGCAGAGACCCUACAGUCUCUGCAUAUCGCUGGCCUGCCCCAAUUCGGUAGCAGAACGGACCUAGGGAUGCCCAACAUGCCUCAGCUCAAAUACCUUCGGCUGGAAGAACAUAGCAGGCCCUACCCUCUGAGGCUUGAGAUUUUCGUCGUCGCUGCUAAAACCCCACAUCUGCAACAACUUUGGCUUGGUGAUGUGCAACUCGGCUCUGGUGGCCUCCAUGGCGACCAAAACGGCCGAAUCAGCACAAUCUGGAGAGACCUCAGGACCGUAAUAGUCACGGGCACUACGGAUUACGACCCGGAGACCUCAGAAAACAUCCAAAGAUUGGUCUCAAUACGACGAGGGGCCAACUUACAUCACAUAGACUUCAACUUUCGCUGGAAAUACGACGAUCAUGGGCCAUUGGCGCUCAGAACGUUAUCCGAUACCUUUGACCAGGGUCCAGGAUCAGUCUCAGCCGACGACUUCGACCAGAGCAACCACUACGACGACCUCCGCUCCCUGCGCCUGACUCGAGCAUUGAUCGCCCCGGCAAAGCUCCAGCAAGUCCUUGGCAACACCAUCCUCGCCGGCAACCUCCACACACUGGACCUCGUCUUCCCACUCGAAUCCUUUGGCAGCACUGAGGGCGUAACCAGCGCACAGCACCUCCGCGAGCACGAGUGGCUGCGUGGCGCUGCCUCAAUCCGCUGUCUUGGCGUCUUCGAGUUCCGGUUUCGCUCACAUCCUAGGGAUGACGAAGACCUGCCACUGCCCGCGUUUCUCGCCAGCUUUCCAAACCUGGAGACGCUCGAGAUCAACUCGGGCCACUACGAAGGUCCCGAGUUCUGCACCGUCAUUCAAGCCAUCCUAAAGGUCACCAAGCUUCGCACCAUCUACCAAACAGUCGUGCAGGGCGUCAUGCUAGAUAAACUCAGGACAUUGACGACCAAGGCAGGGGUGACUUUGGUGUCAGGAGAGAGGCAACGAACAUGGCCCAUGCCUAUAGAGAACUGAACCUCUGUAUCUAGGAUCACUAGUCUUGCAACGGUGCAACCAGAGACAGGCGCGGUCCUUGCUUGGUGGUUUGGUACAAUGCGUUCUUAUAUUCGCGAUGAUCGUGGGAUUUGGAAGUGUGUUUUGUAUCCAUGAGUCGGUUUAUAUCAGCCUCUCAAGGCAGCCUAUGCGUAGGUAGGUGCCUAGCUAAGUCUGUCAUGUAUCCUAAAUAGACUACGACUAGUUCGUUGGGUGCCGUUUUAGGUAGAGUAUUGCUAUUCGCACAGGCAAGCUCCUUUGCUAAAGCCUCCUACCUAAGCAGGACUAAAGUACCUACGGCACAAAUGACUAAAGAGUAGGCUAAAUACUUACUUAGCUUUUUAUUAAAUGAGAC